Messenger RNA from Esox lucius (northern pike), 4985 nucleotides. Its product is annotated as C-1-tetrahydrofolate synthase, cytoplasmic. Gene Ontology annotation, molecular function: methylenetetrahydrofolate dehydrogenase (NADP+) activity; ATP binding; formate-tetrahydrofolate ligase activity. Lineage: Eukaryota; Metazoa; Chordata; Actinopteri; Esociformes; Esocidae. Bases 703 to 3177 code for a protein of 824 amino acids. The transcript has 26 exons. Gene Ontology annotation, cellular component: cytosol. The record is from RefSeq and is a predicted model, not a curated record. Gene Ontology annotation, biological process: tetrahydrofolate interconversion.
CACCGGCGGUCCGGCCCGUGUGCGGCUCAGGUUGACCUGUUUUUAGCCAUGCAGUGGAAAUCAGGCCCAGCCUUUCAGUACCACUCAGGGGAAACACUGUGUAAAGUUCACGUCCAGUCCAGAGAAUGCAAGAAUACUGCAGGAAACCUCACAGAACGAUAAGAUACUACUGGAAGCCUCAGCAGCUGGACUGAGAGAAACGCACAUAUUUAAAAUCUUACACACACAAACACACACACACACAAAGACACAGAGUGUACAUACGCACACAUACGCACACGCAUGCCUGUAUGCACUCAUUCACACACUCGCUAACUCACAGAGUUAGUGAUGAGCUGGCUGACCUGCUCAUCAAAAGACCGCCUCCACAUCUGUCCUUCCAGAACAUCUGCUGGACGGUGACACACUCUCAGUCCUCUAAAACCCUCUCAUUCACAAUCUGUCCAUUGUUCUUUGAAACGUACCAAUCGAUUCUUCCAUCCAUUUAUGAGACCAUCACAUAUCUUCCAUCCAUUUAUGAGACCCACCCAACCAACUUCAACUACUUAUUCAUCUACUAAUCAUCCUUCCAUUUAUCCAUAAACACAUCCAUUCAUCCAUCCAUCCAUCAACCCAUCUACCAUUCAUCCCUUCAUCCCUCCAUCCAUUUAUCUUGCCAUUCAUUGAUCUGUCUGUCCAUCCAUCCACAUCCAGUUGUCAGCCAUGCUUUCCUUUUCUGGCCACGCCCUCCGCCUGGGGUCGACAGGAUUCGCAGGGGUCAAGCGCACCGCGGCGACGGUUGUCUCGGGCAACAAGGUGUCCAAGCUUGUGCGGGAGAGGUUGAAGAAGGACGUGGAGAAGAUGUGGAUUCAGUUCCCUGGCUUCCGCCCAGGACUGGUAGUUUUGCAGGUGGGCGACAGAGAUGAUUCCAACCUCUACAUUACCAUGAAGCUGAAAGCUGCAGCUGAGAUUGGGAUCAGUGCCAGCCACGUCAGACUGCCAAAGACUGCGACAGAGGAUGAGGUCCUCCGUUGCAUUGUAACGGUCAACGAGAACCCUGAGGUCCACGGCCUCAUCGUCCAGUUGCCCCUGGACUCAGUCAACACCAUGGACCCUGAGAAGGUCAUUAAUGCUGUGGCCCCAGAAAAGGAUGUGGAUGGGCUGACCAGUAUCAACGCAGGAAAGCUUUCCCGAGGCAACCUGGGGGACUGUUUCAUCCCGUGUACUCCUAAAGGCUGUAUGGAGCUCAUUAGACAGACAGGUACGUCAGUGGCGGGGAAGAACGCUGUGGUGAUUGGUCGCAGUAAGGUUGUGGGAGCACCGAUGUACAGCCUGCUUCUGUGGAGCCAUGCCACUGUGACUAGCUGCCACUCCAAAACAACUGACCUGGCUGCCCAGGUGGGCAGGGCAGACAUCCUGGUGGUUGGAGCUGGCAGGGCGGAGAUGGUGAAGGGGGCGUGGGUGAAGCAGGGUGCUGUUGUCAUCGACUGUGGGAUCAAUCACGUCCCAGAUCCGAGCAGAGCCAGUGGGGUGCGAGUUGUGGGGGAUGUGCAUUAUCCGUCUGCCAAGGAGAGGGCUGGGUACAUCACUCAGGUGCCAGGGGGAGUGGGACCCAUGACGGUUGCGAUGCUCAUGGAGAACACUGUCCAAAGUGCAAAGCACUUUCUGAAGACGUACCAACCGAGAAAGUGGAACAUUUCUUACACCAAGCUGAAGCCACAGAAAUCUCAACCCAGCGACACCACACUCGCACACUCCUGCACGCCAAAGACGAUUGGUCAACUGGCCAGGGAGGUGGGCCUCUUCUCAAAGGAGGUGGAGCCCUACGGGACAACCAGAGCCAAAGUCCGUCUAGAGAUCAUCAACCGCUUCAAGGCACAGCCUGAUGGGAAAUACGUGGUGGUGACAGGGAUCACUCCUACGCCACUUGGGGAGGGCAAGGCCACCACCACACUGGGAUUGGCCCAGGCCCUCGGGGCGCACCUUCAUGUCAACAGUUUUGCUUGUGUUUGCCAACCCAGCCAGGGGUCAUACUUUGGGGUCAAAGGUGGCGGUGUUGGAGGUGGUUAUUCUCAAGUCCUCCCCAGGGAAGAGGGGGAGCUGUGUCGAUCCGUGGCCAGCGAGGUGAUGGCUGUGUUGGUCCUUAGUACCAGUCUGGAGGACAUGAGGUGUCGCCUGGCCAGAACGGUUGUGGCCUACAGCCGCGUGGGUAACCCCGUCACCACAGAGGACCUGGGUAUCAGUGGAGUGCUGGCUGCAUUGAUGAGAGAAGCUGUUAUGCCCAAUCUAAUGCAGACCAUGGAGGGGUCACCUGUGUUCGUCCACACCUGCCCAUUGUCAGACAUUGCCCCGGGAAACUCAUCCAUCCUGGCUGACCAGAUCGCCCUGAAGUUGGUGGGGCCAGAGGGGUUUGUGGUCACUGAGGCAGGAGGAGGUGCUGAAACAGGAAUGGAGAGAUUUGUCGACAUCAAGUGUCGCGCUUCAGGCCUAUGUCCUGACGUCAUGGUGAUGGUGGCUUCUGUUCGCGCCCUCAAGAUGCAUGGUGGUGGACCAGCGGUCACGGCAGGUUCAGUGAUGCCAAAGGAGUAUUUAGAGGAGAACCUGACGUUACUGGAGAACGGCUGCAUCCACUUGAAGAGGCAGGUGGAGAACGCCAUGGCCUUCGGUUUGCCUGUGGUGGUGGCCAUCAACACCUUCAGCAGUGAUACAGGUGCGGAGUUGGAGCUGGUCUGUGCCCGGGCUAAACAGGCGGGGGGCGUGGAGGCGGUGCCUUGCUCCCCAUGGGCAGAAGGAGGAGCCGGGGCAGUGGAGCUGGGCCAGGCUGUACGGCGGGCAGCUGACACACCACACAGGAUGAACUUCCUGUAUGACCUAGAGAUCCCCAUUGUGAACAAAAUCCGGACAAUAGCCAGGUCGAUGUACGGAGCCGACAAUGUGGAACUGCUCCCCGAGGCUCAGCGGAAGUCGACACUGUUCUCAAAACAAGGGUUGGCCAACCUGCCCGUCUGCAUGGCCAAGACCCACCACGACGCAGAGAGGAAGGGGGUGCCCACGGGCUUCACUCUGCUCGUCAGGGACGUGAGUGUCCAUGCGGGCGCUGGCUUCCUCUAUGCCUCGGUGGGCUGGAAUAACACACCUCCCCGGUCGCCAAGCUUCUGCUGUUUCUAUGACACCGACCUCAGCACAGAGGUCAAAUAGUUCCCGUCCCCUCUUGGGGCUGUGACAACCUCCAUCUCAGGAGUGAUGAAGACGUCUAUCCCCUUCAAGCCACGACCGUCAACUGUCAACUCCAGAGUAACAAACAACCAGGGAUCAGAACAUGGACAUAUUAACAGGAGACCCACACACAACCCAUACGUGCUACUGAAACUUAUUUACACAGAAUUAUUUGCAAAUGUUGACAAUCUAAUUCAACAAACAACAUUUCAAAUCACAGGUGAUACUUAGAUGAUUGAUAGUUUACAGUUCAACACAUGAUCAAGAUAGGACAUCUUCUGGAUGUUUCCACCCCUUAGCUUGUGAUGAGCUGUGAUACAUUGUCAGAUGAGACCAUUUCUGCAGAGGUUUACAAAGUGUGUCUGUCUUUGACUGAAAUAUUGAACUUCUCAUUUGGAUUCUGGGGUGGAAAUCAAAUACUCUUUUACCUGUCUCUAUCUCAGCCUCCUCCCCUGUACUUUUCUCUCUUCUUCUCUAUGUCUCACUCCCUCUCUACCUCUUUCUCCCUCUCUCUCCCUCUCUCUCCCUUUCUUUCCCCCCAUAACUGUCUCUCUCUCCCUGCUUUCCUGUCUCCCUACCUCUAUCUCUCCCUGUAUCUCUUUUGAAGCAUGUGACAGUUGUCUGGAGAUGGUGUCCGUCCAAAAUGCCACUGUCUCCUCUGUACACUAUGUUGUCAUCUUUUGGCCCUACAGGCCGUGGUCAAUUGUAGUGCACUAUGAAGUGAAGAGGGUACCAUUUGGGACUCGGAUUUAAGCCUGCAUAUCCAGGAAUAGCUCCCGGCCAGAACUGCUGCUGAGAAUUAGCGGGCCUGCCCAUCAGCUACAGUAUUAGCUAGGAAGGAAGCAUGGAGAAGAUAUUCCAUUGGCCUAAGAAACAUGUUGUUGAAUGUGAUUUGAAUAAAACUAUUGAGCAGACGAUUUGUACUUUUAACAAUGUCCAUUUGAUCUUCUAAUACUCUGCAAAUUGCUGAAAAGGUUUAUUCUAAUUUUCUUAUUCCUGCAAGCUUAAUACGUAAAUGUGGUUUUGACACAAAAUUGUUUGUCCCAUGGUUGUGUUUUUUUUUGGCAUCUAAAAUGGUUGCUAUUAUUUGUAUACCCCAUGAAUGUUUUCCAUGAUAGCAAAAAACACUUGUAAAUUGCAUGUGGACAAUUCAUGGACCUGUUUGAUAGUAGAGAUGCAGAAAGGAAGGUGUGGUUUGUGCUGCUCUUCCUGCUAUUCUAAAAACUCCUGAGAUUUACUACCAGCAACAUUUUGAUCAAAUUCCCCAAAAAUAUAUUUACACACACAUUUAUGUUUGUUCUUUUUUUUUUAAACAGCAUAGCAGACACCACCGUUCCCAGAAAAAACACAUGAAAGACCGCAAUAUUAACUAAGGUGUUUCAAAUCUGUUUGUAAAGUAAAUUACCUGUGAAAGGUAGAAAAAAAGGUAGAAUAAUUGCGUCACCACAAGCACCACAGCAGAUACUGAGAUCAGCUACAGAGCCACAACAAACUGGAAGUUGUGAGCUUUGAGUCACGGUGACCAACUGAAAGAAAGCCACAUCCAUAGAACUUCAAUGAAUGAACAGUUCAUAACAAACACACAGAAAACACGCACACUUCCUGUAUAUUCCCUUCAAUUAGGAGGCAUUAGAAGCCUUUCUUUCCCCCAUUCAGCAGCCUGUGAAUCCAAUACCUAUGUUGUCUUGUGUUAGAAAAGCAACUCUCUUUGUGACCUUUUAGAAAGCCUGCCGUUGCCAUGGUGACGCUGUUAAUGAUGCGAUUGCAUGAUAAAUAUAAGGCAGCACUUG